Iphiclides podalirius (scarce swallowtail) is the source of this 4287-nucleotide messenger RNA. The record is from the annotation of a GenBank genome assembly. Lineage: Eukaryota; Metazoa; Arthropoda; Insecta; Lepidoptera; Papilionidae.
AUGAGAACUAUCCCAAAAUGGGUAAACAAAAUCCAUGAAGCUGAUAAAAUUGAACCGUCUAGUGUCCACGAUAUAUGUUUUAAUCCAGAUGGAACACAGCUUGUUGUUGGUGCUGGUGAAAAAGUUAUGGUCUAUGACCCUCGAGAUGGAGCUCUGGUACAAUUACUGCAAGCUCAUAAAGCAGCGGUCUAUGCUGUAGCGUACUGUGGAGAUGGCAAGAAAUUUGCAAGUGGAAGCGCUGACAAAAAUGUUAUUAUUUGGACUUCCAAAAUGGAGGGUGUCCUUAAGUAUUCCCAUAGUGAACCCAUCCAAUGCCUUGCAUACAAUCCAGUCUCCCUGCAUUUGGCAUCUUGUGCAUUGUCUGAUUUUGCAUUUUGGUCUGCUGAUGUCAAAGCUGUUCAGAAAUACAGAGUAACUGGGCGGAUAACAAGUUGCGCUUGGUCAUCUAAUGGUCAAUUUUUGGCAAUAGGGCUAGCCAUUGGUGCUGUAUCCUUGCGGAAUAAGAUAGGAGAUGAAGUGCAAUUAAUACAAAGAGAGGCCCCCGUUUGGGCAGUAACAUUUUUAAAAACUACUCUUCUAGUCAGUGAUUGGAAUGAUACACUGUCAUUCUAUAAUGUGCAGGGUCAACAAGUACUGAAAGAUAGGAAUAUAGGAAUAUCUGCGUUAUCCUUGUCGGUUUUCGAUGCGGUGGUGCUUGUCGGAGGCAUGGGUGGUUGGGCUGUGCUCACAAAUGAGGGUAUCAGCAUGCUCAGCACUCAACAAGAAUGGGUCUGGGCUAUUACUCCAUCAAAGUCACACAACACAUUGGCAGUUGCAUGCCAAGAUGGAAGUUUAUGGUGCUACCAGGUGGUUUUCAGUACAGUACAUGGCCUAUAUCGUGAAAGAUACGCUUAUAGAGAGAAUAUAACAGAUGUUAUUAUACAACAUCUUACAACGGGUAACAAAGUUCGAAUCAAAUGUCACGACCGCGUGCAAAAGAUCGCAAUUUAUAAGCAUCGGCUUGCCGUGCAACUACCAGAGAGGGUGGUAGUUUAUGAGCAAGGUGAUGCAGAUGGAAUGCAGUAUCGUGUUAAGGAGAAGGUACCACAAAGAUCUGAAUGCUCACUCCUCAUAGCAACAAGCAAUGCUUUGUUACUUUGUCAGGACAACAAACUGUCAAUGAUUGGAAAGCGUACUCCUAAGUCCUGGUCGUUUCCAGCCCCAAUACGCUACGUCAAAGUCACAACGUUAUACUUCAAGGAGGUUCUCCUUUUGGGAUUGCUUAAUGGUCAAAUUUGGAAAAUUGAACCGAACGAGGGCGAAGCGGAAGUCGUGCUGGCGACGCCCUCCGGCGUGAGGUGCGUGGACGUGAGCGCGUCGCGGGGCCGUUUGGCGGUCGUCGAUGACUCGUCCGUGUGCCGGGUCUACUGCCUGCCGACGGCCGAGCUCCUGUACGUAGAGGAGAACGUCUCUUCAGUGUCUUGGAACUCGUUGUGCGACGAGUUGCUCUGCUUGUCAGGCGGCGGCUCAUUGUCUAUUAAGGCCGGCAGCUUCCCAGCGGCUACGCAGCCUUUGGUGGGCUCUGUGGUCGGAUUUCAGGGUGGCCGUGUGUUUUGUUUGCAAGCGAAUGCGAUGCAAACGAUCAACGUGCCACUAUCACACGCGGUGCAUCAGUAUGUUCAGAAGAAGAUGUUUAACGACGCAUAUGCGGUGGCGUGUUUAGGAGUGACGGCCCUGGACUGGGAAAGGCUAGGGAUGGCGGCAACUGAUGAGCUCGCAUUUGAAGUGGCUAGGAAGGCAUUCCAACGCAGCGAGAACAUCACCUACCUUACCCUCAUCGAUCAACUGCAGGAGCGUUUCGAGGCGGGCGAGAAACGCGGCGUAGUUGUUGGCGAAGUGCUUGCAUACCGCGGCAAGUAUACAGACGCUGCCAACUCGUUUUUGACGUGCGGUCGCGAUGAUCACGCCCUCAAUUUGUAUCUGGACCUGAGGAUGUUCAGUAAGGCACAGGAGCUGGUGGGCGAGGGCGAGGGUCUAGCUGCGCUGGCGAGGCGUAGAGCGGAGUGGGCGCGCCACGUGAGCGAGCCACGCGCCGCUGCCGAGAUGUACCUGGCCGUGGGCGACGUGCGCCGCGCCGCCCAGCUGAUGGCGGAGAACGGCCGCAGGGACAUGCUGAUUGAGCUGGCUCGCAAGCUGGACAAGGGUUCGAGCGAGCCACUGCGUCACGUCGCGGAAGCCCUCGUCGCCGUCGGCGAGCCCGCCGCCGCUGCGGACGUUUACCAACGCCUCGGCGAUUAUAGAAAAGUAGCACAGUUGGCAGUAUCAGCUGGCGAGUGGUCGCGAGCGUUCGCGCUCGCUCGCGAACAUUCAGAUUGCAAACGCGAGGUGUAUUUGCCGUACGCUCAUCGAAUGGCGAAUGAAAACAAAUUCAUAGAGGCGCAAAAAGCUUAUCACAUGGCCGGUGAGUCUGCGACGGCUAUGCGCGUGUUCAGUGUACUUGUGGGCAAUGCUGUGGCAGAAGAGAGGUUCGCUGACGCUGGCUACUUGCACCAUCUACUCGCUGUACAGUGUCUUGAUACUGCCGCUACCGCCAAUGGCAAGGACCGCGAGGGGGCGCUGCUCAGCUGGGUACUCGACCUGUGUGCUUUAGAUGGACCGCGAGAGGGCGCUGCUCAGGGACCGCGAGAGGGCGCUGCUCAGCUGGGUACUCCACCUGCGUGCUUCAUAGAGACCGCGAGAGGGCGCUGCUCAGCUGGGUACUCGACCUGCGUGCUUUAUAUGGACCGCGAGAGGGCGCUGCUCAGCUGGGUACUCGACCUGCGUGCUUUAUCGGGACCGCGAGAGGGCGCUGCUCAGCUGGGUACUCCACCUGCUUGCUUUAUAGGGACCGCGAGAGGGUGCUGCUCAGCUGGGACCGCGAGAGGGCGCUGCUCAGCUGGGUACUCCACCUGCGUGCUUCAUAGGGACCGCGAGAGGGCGCUGCUCAGCUGGGUACUCGACCUGCGUGCUUUAUAUGGACCGCGAGAGGGCGCUGCUCAGCUGGGUACUCGACCUGCGUGCUUUAUAGGGACCGCGAGAGGGCGCUGCUCAGCUGGGUACUCGACCUGCGUGCUUUAUAGGGACCGCGAGAGGGCGCUGCUCAGCUCGACCAGCUGGGGACCGCGAGAGGGCGCUGCUCAGCUGGGUACUCCACCUGCGUGCUUUAUAGGGACCGCGAGAGGGCGCUGCUCAGCUGGGUACUCGACCUGCGUGCUUUAUAGGGACCGCGAGAGGGCGCUGCUGAGCUACGAGCGGAACGCUCGUCGGGCGCUCGUGUACCACGCUUACGAGGCGGCGCACCGCUGCGUGCACGAGCCCUUCUCUCUGAGCCAGCCGGACGCGUUGCUGAACGCGGCGCGGUACGCUCUCGCCCGCAUCGACACCGAGCCGCCGCCAGGCGUCUCCCUCUUGUAUCCUUUGAGCGUCCUAUGUGCCGUAAACCACUAUAAACACAGCGAAUUUUCCAAAUGUGACGUCAAAACUAAAGCCUAUUUUGCCGCUCCAAAGGCAAAGACGUUGAAUGCAAAUUCACUAGCACAGCAAAUGUUGGACAAAAUUCUCAAUCUCCAAAUACCUCAAAAGUUUCAGGAAAGUGUGGAGUUGUUGAUAUUGAAGAGCCGCGCGAACGCCGUCAGCGGUGAUAAUCAGGACGAUGAGGUAUCGCCGCUAUGCUGGCGUUGUCGCCGCCACGGCCCGCCACUGUGCGCCACACGCUGCCCCCACUGCCACCAUCAGCUCACGCACUCCAUCGCCACUUUUGAAGUACUACCAUUGGUGGAAUUUGAGCCGGCAGAAGGUGUAACUACAGCAGAAGCAUUGGAUUUAAUAGAACGUACACCUCUCCCCGAAGCCACUACUAAGCAAGAAUCAGGAGAUGCUGAAAUUCUUCGGAUAGACCACGACAUCGAUUCUUCAGAUCCAUUUCUGGAUAAAAUUGAGGAGGACGACGAGACCGGCGUGGUGCUGUGCAGUCGCAACGCCCUCUUGCGGCUGAAUCCCGCUAGCGUGGUGACGUUGCUGCGGCCACCCCUGCCACCGCGCUUCUACCGCAACAUGCUGCCCGAGCUACCGGUGGCUGCGUGCCCGCAUUGCCAGAACCUGUUCUAUAUGGAGGACUACGAAAUACAGCUCGUUACGAAGGGUCAUUGCCCGUUCUGUCGGCAUGAGGUGGAGGGGCCAAGUGGCGAAGACGCAGAAGACGGCUCGGCGCAGAACGGAUCCGGCGCCUCAACCCCUGAGAGCCCCAGCAAUGGACACACCUCAUGGCGA